Molecule: messenger RNA, 873 nt
Organism: Halteromyces radiatus
Lineage: Eukaryota; Fungi; Mucoromycota; Mucoromycetes; Mucorales; Cunninghamellaceae
Product: Piwi domain-containing protein
Exons: 3
Coding region: 1-873 (290 amino acids)
Molecular function (GO): nucleic acid binding
Source: RefSeq, a predicted model, not a curated record
AUGGCUCAAGCAUACAACAGAGAUUUGACUCAACUUAUUAUGCGUCCCAAUGUUGGUAAAGUUGGUAAAUUAGUACGUGUAAGCAAUUUCUUUGAAAUGACAAGUCUUCCAGCUCAAAAUAUACAACACUUGAAUAUUCAAAUAUUACCUGAUGGUACUCCUCCUGUUAUUCUCAGAAAGGUGUGGCAAUCUUUUGAGGAUAGUCUUAAAGGUCAAGCUUUUCUUAACAAGGUCAAACCUAUCUUUGAUGGUCGUGCAAAUCUCUUUUCUCCAAAACCACUCAAAUGUGGUGAUGAUAAUCUUGGUAUUUCUUUUGAAGUAAGUCAAUCUUCCUUGGAUAAGACUUACAAACCUCCUUUCACCUUUGUGGUUUUUCAAAAACGUCAUCAUGCUCGAUUCUUCCCUGUUGAACCUCAUGAUGCUGAUCGAACUGGUAACUGUCAACCUGGUACCGUCGUGGAUACUGAUAUCGUACAUCCCUUCGAAUUUGAUUUCUAUUUGCAAUCACAUGCUGGUAUCCAUGGAACCUCUCGCCCUGCUCACUACCACGUACUUUAUGAUGACAAUUAUUUUUCUGCUGAUGCUCUCCAAGAACUCACUUACAAUUUGUGUUAUACAUGCGGCAUAACGACCAAUGCAGUUUCCAUCUGUGCACCACUUUAUUACGCUCAAUUGGUAGCAAAAAGAGCAACAUUCUACCAAUUGGGAAAACAAUGGGACGGUAUUACUGGCAGUACGAAGGAAACUGAACUUGCAUCUUUUGGCUAUGUGAAAAAUGAAUUGAAAAAUGUCAUGUACUCUAUGAUGACAAUCAUUUUUCUUCUGAUGCUCUCCAAGAACUCACAUACAAUUUGUGUUAUACGUGCGGCAUAA